Molecule: messenger RNA, 2900 nt
Organism: Hyla sarda
Lineage: Eukaryota; Metazoa; Chordata; Amphibia; Anura; Hylidae
Product: calcium-activated chloride channel regulator 1-like
Exons: 15
Coding region: 1-2841 (946 amino acids)
Biological process (GO): chloride transport
Molecular function (GO): intracellularly calcium-gated chloride channel activity
Source: RefSeq, a predicted model, not a curated record
AUGAAAGAUUCUGAACAUGACAAAUUGAUUUCUAUAAGCAGCAGUUCUCUAGUGAAGCUUAAUAAUGGAGGUUACCAGGAUAUUGUUAUUGCCAUCAAUCCGGCAGUACCCGAAAAUCCCCAAAUCGUUCAAAAUUUACAGAACAUGGUAAAAGAAGCCACAAGUUAUUUGUUCUCUGCUACGAAGAACAGGCUCUUCAUAGAAAGCGUCAAGAUCCUAAUUCCAAUUACCUGGAGAAAAAACUCCACCUAUCUCAAAACGAAAACUGAAACAUACGACAAGGCUGACAUCAUUGUUGCCAAACCACACCUGAAGAAUGGAAAUGACCCAUACACCUUACAGUACGGCCAGUGUGGGGAAAAAGGGGUUUAUAUUCAUUUUUCCCCUGAUUUCCUGGUAGAUGAUCAACUACUGUCAGUAUAUGGACCCAGAGGAAGAGUCUUUGUCCAUGAGUGGGCUCACCUCCGAUGGGGGGUCUUUGAUGAAUACAAUUCACUAUCUCCAUUUUACAUUGCUAAUAGUGGUGACGUAGAAGCCACAAGGUGUCCUGUAAGACUUCAAGGUGUUUAUAUGAAAGAACAAUGUACAGGAAGCAAAUGUGAGUGUAAAAGGGACAUAGACACGGGACUGUAUGAAGAUGGAUGUGUAUUUGUUCCUGAUAAAAAUGUUGCUUCCAAACACUCCAUAAUGUAUCUGCAGGCCAUGCCUAGUGUAUCUGAAUUUUGUGAUGCUCAGAGUCACAACACAGAAGCUCCAAAUUUACAAAACAGAAUGUGCGACUAUCACAGUACAUGGGAGAUCAUCGAGAACUCAACCGAUAUCAAGAAUGCCUCAGUAUCAUCCAAUACAAAUGUUCCCGAACCCAUCGUCACUCUUCUUCAGGCAUCAGACAGGGUGGUCACCUUAGUGUCUGAUGUUUCGGGAAGUAUGAGCGCAAGUGAACGGGACUUAAGACUGGUCCAGGCUGCAGAAGUUUUCAUCAUGCAAAUAGUUGAGGACGGAUCAUUUGUUGGACUUGUGGAGUUUCAUAAUUCUGCUACCGUCAUUUCGCCCCUGGUGCAAAUAUUCAGUUCCGUCCAACGUGAGAAACUAAAAAAUCUUCUAAAAAGGAAAGCAAACGGAGGAACAAACAUAUGCGAUGGCAUUCGGAAAGGUUUUGAGGUAAAUAAAGGAACCAGUGACAAGUCCACAUAUGGUACUGAAAUAGUGUUACUGUCAGAUGGAGAGGAUUCCAGCUUUCCAUCGGUUUGUUAUAAUGAGAUAAUAAACAGUGGAGCCAUCAUUCAUGUCAUCGCUCUUGGACCCAGUGCGGCAGCCGCUCUUGAGAAAAUUGCAGAUGAGACAGGCGGCUCAAAGUUUUUUGCUACAGACAAUUUUAAUGCCCAAGGAUUGAUUGAUGCUUUUACUUCGAUCUCAUCUGGGACUGGGGACAUCAGCAAACAGACGAUUCAGCUGGAGAGCACGGCUUCAACGCCUAAAACUAAAGAGUGUUUAAACGGCACAGUUUUUAUCGAUAAAACGGUGGGGAACGACACUUUCUUCCUGGUCACUUGGCAAUUUGCAGUCCCCAACAUUAACUUGAAGGAUCCAAAAGGAAGAGUGUAUACAGCAGCGGAUUUUAAAACUGAGACGGCCACCAAAUCCUCCAGACUAGAAAUUCCAGGAACUGCUGAGAGGGGACCCUGGCAUUACAGUCUGUGUAACGGUUAUUCAUCAUCUCAAGCGGUAGGAAUAGUUGUAACCUCUAAAGCUGUGGAUGAAAAUGUUCCUCCUGUAGUCGUAAAUGCCCAUAUGAAUCAAGACACCAUUAACUACCCCAAUCCUAUAGUGGUCUACGCCUCUGUUAGUCAAGGGCUAGUGCCCGUAUCGAAUGUAAAGGUUACCGCCAUCAUUGAAGCAAGUAGUGGAAAAUCGGAGACCUUAGAGCUUCUGGAUAAUGGAGCAGGGGCUGAUAUUGCCAUGUACGAUGGCAUCUACUCCAGGUACUUUACAUCUUUCUCAUCUAGUGGAAGAUACAACCUAAAAGUUCGCGUUGAAAGCAGCAAAAAUAAGGCUCGGUUGGUAGUACCCCGGAAUCGGGCUCUGUAUGUGCCAGGCUAUGUGGAGAAUGGAGUGGUCACCAUGAAUCCACCAAGACCUGUAAUCGAGGAAGAAGAACUUGUUGUGGACACAUUUAGCAGAACCGCAUCAGGUGGAGCUUUUGAGAUAACUAAUAUACCAGCUACACUUCCGACAGAUAUUUUUGGACCAGAGAAAAUAACAGACCUAGAGGCAAAAAUAGUGGACGACAUUGUUGUUUUAGCCUGGACAGCCACCGGUGAUGACCUGGACCGGGGAAUUGCUACGAGCUAUGACUUGAGGAUGAGCGUUAACCCUAAAGACCUUAGAGACAACUUUAAUGGAGCAACUAAAGUGAACAUUUCUAUUAUCACUCCACAAGAAGCUGGGAAACGAGAAACAUUCUCAUUCGCGCCAAAAAAUGUUAUUAUAAAAAAUGGGACCAUUCUUUUCUUUGCUUUAGUCGCAAUUGAUAAAGUGGAUAAAAGGUCAGGUGUGUCUAACAUAGCCCAAGCCGCUCUUGUCCUCCCACCACCACCGGCUCCGACAACACCGUCUCCGACAACACCGACUCCGAUAACACCGGGUCCCACAACAAGACCUGCAGAUGAGAGGAACAUAACCACAAUGACAUUGAUAGUAUGUUCUACCGUCAUCCUUAUCUGCAUCAUUAUAAGUAUCACUACCUGUAUCGUCAGCUGCCAGAGGGAGAAGAGGAGCAAUAAAAAAAUUAGAAGGGUUCAUAAGUUUAAUACAAAGUUGGAUUCCUUUUUCAGAAAAUAAAUAAUAUUCUUUAUACAAUAAUGAAAAGUUAUAAAUGUAUCCAAUGUACUUUAAAAAUA